UCCUUCCCUUUGCAUUUAGCUUUCACCAUCAACAGCAUCCACAUGAGGAGCCUGCCCGACUGGACAGUGCAAAACGGGCAGAACCUGACCCUGCAGUGCGUCGUGGAUGUCAGCACCACCUCACACGUCACGCCCCAGCACCUGGUGCUGUUCUAUAAGGACGAUGUGCUGUUUCACAACGUCUCCUCCAUGGAGAGCACGGAGAGUUUUUUUAUUCCCCAAGCCCGGGUCUAUGACUCGGGGACUUACAAAUGCACUGUGAUUCUGAACAACAAGGAGAAAACCUCUCAAGAGUACCAGGUGUCGGUGAAAGGAGUGCCCAAUCCCAGGGUGACGCUGGACAAAAGGGAGGCCAUAGAAGGCGGGGUCGUGAUGGUCAAUUGUUCUGUCCUGGAGGAAAAGGCCCCAAUACAUUUCACAAUUGAAAAACUUGAACUAGAUACAAAAAUUGUCAAGCACAGAAGAGAGAAGACUUCUCGGGACCAGAAUUUUGUGAUGCUGGAAUUUCCCGUUGAGGAACAGGACCAUGUUUUAAUAUUCCGAUGUCAAGCGAGGAUCAUUUCUGGGAUCCACAUGGAGAUCUCAGAAUCCACCAGGAGUGAACUGGUCACCGUGAGGGAAUCCUUCUCUGUUCCCAAGUUCGAAGUCAUCCCCACCGGAAUGAUCACAGAAGGAGAUCAGCUCCACAUUAGGUGCACCAUUCAAGUGACACACCUGAUUCAGGAGUUUCCAGAAAUCAUAAUCCAGAAAGACAAGGUGAUUGUGGCCAACAGCAAAAACAGCAAAGCGGCCACCUACUCAGUCAUGGCCAUGGUGGAGCACAACGGCAACUACACGUGCAAAGUGGAGUCCAGCCGCAUAUCCAAGGUCAGCAGCAUCGUGGUCAACAUAACAGAACUGUUUCCCAAGCCGAAGCUGGAAUUUUCCUCCGCACGUCUGGACCAAGGUGAGAGCUUGAACCUGUCAUGCUUCAUCCCAGGAGCACCCGUAGCCAACUUCACCCUCCAGAAGGGAGACAUGAUUGUGUCACAGGCUCAAAAUUUCACCAAGAUAGCCUCGGAGUGGGACAGCGGGACAUACACCUGCACUGCUGCCAUCGGCAAAGUAGUCAAGAAAAGCAACACAGUCCAGAUAUCCGUGUGUGAAAAUCUCUCCAAGCCGAGGAUUUCUCACGAUGCCCAGUCUGAAGUCAUAAAAGGACAGACCAUAGAAGUCAGUUGCCAAUCGAUAAAUGGAACUUGGCCUAUUGCUUAUCAGCUUUUAAAAGGAAAUAGAGUUUUGGAGAGUUGUACAAAGAACUCCAAUGAUCCUGCCGUCUUCAAAGAUAAGCCAACCAAGGACAUGGAAUACCAGUGUGUCGCCGAUAAUUGCCAUUCCCACGCCAAAAUGUUCAGCGAGGUCCUGAGGGUCAAGGUGAUAGCCCCAGUGAGCGAGGUCAAGCUUUCCAUCCUGUUGAGUGAGGCGGUGGAGUCUGGGAAGGAAAUCGUGCUUCGAUGUUCCGUGAAGGAAGGGUCUGGUCCCAUCACCUAUAGGUUUUACAGAGAAAAGGAGGGCAAACCCUUCCACCAAAGGACCUCAAAUGACACCCAGGUAUUUUGGAGCGAACCGCAGGCUAGCAAAGAGCAGGAGGGACAGUAUUACUGCACGGCCUUCAACAGAGCCAACGCCGCCGAAAACACCCCUCACAGCAACUUACUGCCGGUCAGAGUUUUUCUCUCCCCAUGGAAGAAAGGACUUAUUGCAGUGAUUGCCAUCGGAGUGAUAAUCGCCACCUUGAUAGUUGGGGCCAAAUGCUAUUUUCUGAGGAAAGCCAAGGCCAAGCAGAUGCCAGUGGAGAUGUCCAGGCCAGCAGUACCACUUCUGAACUCUAAUAACGAGAAGGCGUCAGAUCCCAAUGUGGAAGCCAACAGUCAUUAUGGUUACGAUGAUGUUGGAAACCAUGCAAUGAAACCAAUAAAUGAUAAUAAAGAGCCUCUGAACUUGGACGUGGAGUACACAGAAGUGGAAGUGUCCUCAGCUGAGCCUCACAGAGCUCUGGGAACGAAGGGCAUUGAGACGGUGUACAGUGAAAUCCGGAAAGCCGACCCUGAUUUCGUGGAAAACAGAUAUUCUGGUGACGACAGCCACACUCGAGCCUACGGGACCACAGAAGACAGACCUGGCUAGUGGCCCCUUCACCAAGGAGGAGUCGUUUGGACAGGCCAUGGAGAGUGAAUCAAAUUCCAGCAGCCUCGAGGUAGGACAGCAGGAGCAAAAGGAUGAGGACUGAUGGCAGUUUCAAGCAGCUUAGAACAGGAGGAUAAGAGUGACAGCGAGGAGUGAUAGCAGAAAGAUAAGUCAGGCCUUAAAUGUGAAAGACUCGAAUGCCUCGCCUUUUUUAGAGGUUUCAUUCUGCAGGAAAUAGCGGAUUUAGGAAGUAGCUAUUUGGCAGAUGGCAGGGUUUAAGAAAGAUACAGAGGGCCAAGUUCAACCUUUGUGGAGACCCAUCUCCCACUGUCUUCUUAACUCCCAACCUUUGUGUGAGCCACCCAGCAAUGCAGGAGUUAACUGGGCGGCUAAUGUCUUGAGAAAUGAGGACUUUGCCUUGUAAAUGCCUUCUUGAAAGUCUGGGAAGAACUUUCAGCAAGAUUUCUGGUAGCCUUCCCGUGGGCCCCAGCCUCCUUUGUUUUGCCCACUGCUGAGUUCUUGUA
Propithecus coquereli (Coquerel's sifaka) is the source of this 2690-nucleotide messenger RNA. RefSeq names its product platelet/endothelial cell adhesion molecule 1 (gene PECAM1). Gene Ontology annotation, biological process: cell surface receptor signaling pathway. The coding region runs from base 43 to 2166 and encodes 707 amino acids. NCBI's taxonomy places the organism in Eukaryota, Metazoa, Chordata, Mammalia, Primates, Indriidae. The record is from RefSeq and is a predicted model, not a curated record. Gene Ontology annotation, molecular function: transmembrane signaling receptor activity. The transcript has 14 exons.